UUUUUACCAUUGAAGACAAUGCUAGGACCAAGAUAUGAUGAGCAGGUUGCUGAAGAAAAUCGUUUUCACCCAAGUAUGUUAUCCAACUACUUGAAGAGUCUGAAGGUUAAAAUGGGUUUACUGGUAGACUUGACCAACACCACUAGAUUCUAUGAUAGGAAUGAUAUAGAAAAAGAGGGAAUUAAAUAUAUAAAGCUCCAGUGUAAAGGGCAUGGUGAGUGCCCUACACCUGAGAAUACAGAAACAUUUAUCCGUGUUUGUGAACACUUCAGUGAUAAGAAUCCCUCAGAGCUUAUAGGUGUCCAUUGCACACAUGGUUUCAACAGAACUGGAUUUCUUAUCUGUGCCUUUCUGGUUGAGAAGCUGGACUGGAGUAUUGAGGCUGCUGUGGCUACUUUUGCUCAGGCUAGACCACCAGGUAUUUACAAAGGUGACUAUUUGAAGGAAUUGUUUCGUCGUUACGGAGAUGAAGAUGAUGCACCGUCACCACCGGAGCUACCAGAGUGGUGCUUUGAUGAAGAUGAAGAGGAGGAUGAUGAUAAUGGUAAAAUGGGAGGCCAAGAAACAGAACCUGGGUCAUCAAGCUCUUCCUUUGGCAAGAGGAGAAAAGAACGCCUAAAACUGGGUGCAAUUUUUUUGGAAGGAAUAACAGUUAAAUGUGUGACGCAGGUGACAACACAACCAAAGCUGGGAGGAAUACAGCAAAAAUGUCAGCAGUUCUGUGGAUGGGAAGGGUCUGGAUUCCCUGGAGCACAGCCUGUCUCCAUGGACAAGCAAAAUAUUAAAUUUUUGGAGCAGAAGCCAUACAAAGUUAGCUGGAAAGCAGACGGCACUCGGUACAUGAUGCUGAUUGAUGGAAAGAAUGAAGUUUAUAUGAUUGAUAGAGACAAUUCAAUUUUUCAUGUAUCUAAUCUGGAAUUUCCUUUCCGUAAAGAUCUUCGCACACAUCUAACAAACACUCUUCUGGAUGGGGAAAUGAUCAUCGACAAGGUUAAUGGGCAGGUAGUCCCUCGGUACUUGAUAUAUGACAUUAUUAAGUUUAAUGGACAGCCUGUUGGAGAGUGUGAUUUUAAUGUUCGACUCGCAUGUAUAGAGAAAGAGAUUAUAUUUCCACGUCAUGAAAAGAUGAAGACUGGUCUUAUUGACAAAACACAAGAACCAUUUAGUGUUCGAAACAAACCAUUUUUUGACAUCUACACAUCAAGAAAGCUCCUGGAAGGAAACUUUGCCAGAGAAGUUAGUCAUGAAGUGGAUGGACUGAUAUUUCAGCCUACAGGAAAAUACAAGCCUGGUCGAUGUGAUGAUAUUUUGAAGUGGAAGCCACCCAGCUUGAACUCAGUUGAUUUUCGCCUAAAAAUAACAAGAAUUGGUGGAGAGGGGCUACUCACCCAGAAUGUUGGUCUUCUUUAUGUUGGAAACUUUGACAGACCUUUUGCACAAAUUAAGGUAACAAAAGAACUGAAACAGUAUGACAAUAAAAUUAUAGAGUGCAAGUUUGAGAACAACAGCUGGGUCUUCAUGAGACAGAGAAUAGACAAAAGCUUUCCAAAUGCCUACAGCACUGCCAUGGCUGUUUGCAAUAGCAUCCAGAACCCGGUUACGAAGGAGAUGCUGUUUGAGUUCAUUGACAGAUGUACAGCAGCUUCUCAAGGACAGACACGGAAACACCACCUCGAUCCUGACACUGAACUCAUGCCACCCCCACCACCCAAAAGGCCACGUACCAUAACGUAA
Messenger RNA from Chaetura pelagica (chimney swift), 1734 nucleotides. RefSeq names its product RNA guanylyltransferase and 5'-phosphatase (gene RNGTT). Gene Ontology annotation, molecular function: protein tyrosine/serine/threonine phosphatase activity; mRNA guanylyltransferase activity; ATP binding. Gene Ontology annotation, biological process: protein dephosphorylation; 7-methylguanosine mRNA capping. The transcript has 15 exons. Lineage: Eukaryota; Metazoa; Chordata; Aves; Apodiformes; Apodidae. The record is from RefSeq and is a predicted model, not a curated record. Bases 19 to 1734 code for a protein of 571 amino acids.